Messenger RNA from Elgaria multicarinata webbii, 2003 nucleotides. RefSeq names its product TGF-beta activated kinase 1 (MAP3K7) binding protein 1 (gene TAB1). The transcript has 11 exons. The record is from RefSeq and is a predicted model, not a curated record. Gene Ontology annotation, cellular component: cytosol. Gene Ontology annotation, biological process: protein dephosphorylation. Lineage: Eukaryota; Metazoa; Chordata; Lepidosauria; Squamata; Anguidae. Gene Ontology annotation, molecular function: protein serine/threonine phosphatase activity. Bases 42 to 1550 code for a protein of 502 amino acids.
CUUGCCAGGGGAAGGGCGGAGGAUGUCGCUUCUGCUUAAAGAUGGCGGCGGCGAGGAGGAGUCUCCUGCAGAGUGAGCAGCUACCAAGCUGGACAGAUGACUUGCCCCUCUGCCAGCUCUCCGGUGUAGGUUCAGCCCCUAACCGUUCCUACAGUGCAGACGGAAAGGGGACAGAAGCCCACCCCUUAGAGGAUAACUGGUUGAAAUUCAGGAGUGAGAACAACUGUUACCUUUACGGAGUCUUCAAUGGUUACGAUGGCAACCGGAUCACUAACUUUGUGGGAGAGAGGCUCUCGGCAGAGCUUCUGUUGGGCCAGCUGAAUGCGGACCAUGACGAUGCAGAUGUACGCAGAGUCCUGCUGCAGGCUUUUGACGUGGUGGAAAGAAGUUUCUUGGAGUCCAUUGAUGAUGCAUUGGCAGAGAAAGCCAGCCUACAGUCCCAACUGCCAGAGGGGGUCCCCCAUCACCAGCUGCCUUCUCAGUACCAGAAAAUCUUGGAGCGGUUAAAGGCAGUAGAAAAGGAGAUCUCCGGGGGAGCCAUGGCCAUUGUGGCAGCCAUUCUUAACAACAAGCUCUACAUCGCCAAUGUAGGAACAAACCGUGCGCUCUUGUGCAAAUCUACCGUAGAUGGGUUGCAAGUGACACAGCUCAACAUGGAUCACACCACAGAGAACGAGGAUGAACUGUUCCGCUUUUCCCAGCUGGGUUUGGACGCCGCAAAAAUAAAGCAAGUAGGAAACAUAUGUGGGCAGGAGAGCACCCGGCGCAUUGGGGAUUACAAGGUCAAAUAUGGCUACAGCGAUAUUGAACUUCUGAGUGCUGCAAAAUCUAAGCCGAUCAUCGCCGAGCCUGAGAUCCAUGGAGGGCACCCACUAGAUGGAGUCACAGGCUUUCUGGUUCUGAUGUCAGAAGGGCUCUACAAAGCGCUGGAAGCCGCUCACGGGCCCGGCCAAGCCAACCAAGAGAUUGCAGCCAUGAUAGCCACAGAGUUUGCCAAGCAAACCUCACUGGAUUCUGUGGCUCAAGCAGUUGUGGAUCGAGUGAAGCGCAUUCACUGUGACACGUAUGCCAGUGGUGGUGAAAGGUCCAAGUUCUGCUCUCGGCAUGAGGACAUGACACUUCUAGUGAGGAAUUUCGGGUACCCGCUGGGCGAGAUGAGCCAACCCACACUGACCCCGACGCAAGGUGGCCGGGUGUAUCCCGUCUCCGUGCCAUACUCCAAUACCCAGAGCACAAGCAAGACCAGCGUAACGUUAUCCCUCGUCAUGCCUUCCCAAGGUCAGAUGGUCAACGGUGCCCACAGUAGCUCUACGCUGGAUGAAGCCACACCCACCCUCACUAAUCAAAGCCCAACAGUGACCCUCCAGUCUACCAACACUCACACCCAGAGUAGCAGCUCAAGCUCAGACGGGGGGCUAUUCCGUUCCCGCCCGUCUCACUCGCUCCAGCCGGAUGAAGAUGGGCGCGUUGAGCCUUACGUGGACUUUGCAGAGUUCUACCGCCUCUGGAACAUGGACCACAGUGAGCAGGGGGCACUGUCUGUGUCAUAAUGCAUGGAGAUCAACCCCCACAAACUCUGAUCAGGUGGGGAUAUGGAUCCAGGGGAGGCAGGAACAGUUCAUCCCCUGGCUGGCCCCGUUCUGCCAUAAAACAUGGCCCUGUUUGGGGGGGACAAGACUAAUGUUGGGACAGGUUACUGAUACGAUUUUUCUCAUCACUUCGUUGGGGGUGUUACCCUGUUCUAAUUGCCCCUUUCACUGUGAAACUUUGUGGGCAUCAGAGAGGGCUGUGGACCCUUCUUGCAGCUUUAAUAUUCCAGAUAGUCUGCAAUCAGGGCUCUGUUGUGGAGAAGACAGGAAGUGUCUGUCAAGUGGGUACAUUCUCUGGGUAUAUAUAUGCUGCUGUUCCAAGUUUUAGGGCUGGAAAUACUGCUUCACGAUACGGAUGGGUUUACUCCACAAAAUAUACCUCUGUUUUGCAGAAUAAAUGGUAACUUAUAGCUA